AUAUACAUGCACACUUAUGACAUUUGUUGAGUGUAUAUGGCGUUUGCCGAUAUUGUUACACUGCGCAAUACCCGUACCAAGUUUAUAAGUGUUUAAGUUGAGCUUUUUAUUGGACAUGGAAAUAUGAAAGUUUCGAGGGUGAUACUAUCCGUCUGUCUGCUUCUACAAACAGAGCAGAUUGUUUAUGGUAAAAGUUAUGAUACGGGAACGCUGAAUGGUAUAACUUUCGAAUGUUCAAAAGGUUUCUCAUUUUACGGCGGUAAUUGUUACAAGGCAAUAGAUGUUCCAGCAACAGUAGCCGUCGCCUAUAGUGUCUGUUUUGGACAAGGAAGUGCGCCAUAUUACCCUAGAGAUGAAAUUGAAUAUCAUGAUUAUGUUGCAAAGCUGCUGCCUAAAAAAAUUUGGUUUGGUCUAUUGAAAGAUUCUGAUGAUGACAAAUGGAAGAUUUUGGGAGGGGAAGUUCCAUUAGAAAUGAUACCAAGAUGGGGUAAUGGCCAACCUGACUUGAUGGGUGGUAAUGCCACUGCUGUUGAUCCAAAGAAUGAAGUAAUGAUGUAUGAUGCUGGUGGAAUAUUGCCAUUUGUAUGCAAAUAUCCUGCAUGUUUGGAAGGUUACAUGCGUUGUGAUGCGAAAUGCAUACCUUCACAACAGGUCUGUAAUGGUUUACCUGAAUGUGUAGAUGAAAGAGAUGAAAACAAUUGUCCACCUCUUGGAACUUGGUAUCUUACCUUAUCUGAAACUACUGGAAGUGUCCAGACUCAGCCUAUGUCUGAUUUUGAAGAACAAACAUGGGUCUUAGAAGCCGGAGUAGGAAAAAGAAUCAGACUUUAUAUACCACAGAUGAAUCUUGAAGAAAAUGUCGUAUUUUUAGAGAUUUGGACUGGUAGCUUCUUAUUUCAAUAUUCCGAGAUGUUGGGACGUUUUACUGGCAGUGUCAGCAGCAAAUAUCUAUACUCAACAAACCAUUACCUUUCCAUUAGAUUUUAUGCUGCUAGUGAUUUAAGUAGAAAUGUGGGAACAUACAGUUUCGGAUGGAUUACAGAAAUACCAUCAAUACCAGCGGGAACAAAACAAGAAACGGCAAUUAAUAAUUGGAAAAGUAUCAGUAUGCCAUUUACUAAUGAGGAGUAUACACCAAAAAAUCUGAAGCUGAGUUGGCAAAUUAAUGCAAACGAGGGAAAUGUGAUAACCUAUUUUGUGCAAGUUACCCCUAAAUCAGGGUUUUCUGUGGAUGAAGUAAAGUAUGAAUUAAAUGUUGACGGAAUAGAAGACUCUCUAACUUACCGCCAUUAUUAUACAUCAACAACUAAUGAAGUAAAAUUGAUGUCUUACUACGUCCCUGUCAAUGGCCAUGUAACUUUGACAUACAAAAUAGGGUGUGGAGUGGAAAUAGUGGACACAUAUGGUGUUAUAGUUUCUCCUCAUCCUGUACCCAAUGACCUCAUGUGUACAUGGACACUUGAUGCUGGGGAAAAAGCAUCCAGAGGAAUGGUUCUAAAAUUUCUUACUCUGAAUCUGGCACAGGAUUCUAGAAUCAAUCCAACUACUCGAUCAGAAGAUAAAUUUAUGAUCUAUGCUGAUAAAAGCACUGAACAAGUACCAUAUCUUGAUGUGUAUAAUAAUGAUAUAGACAAUAUUAUACAUGCACCUGGAGGACAUUUCAAUGUGGAAUUCAAAUCAAACUCAGCUUUCAUGUCAAAAGGUUUCACAAUUGCUUUUGGAACAGAUUGUGAAGAUUUAGAUUUAUCCGAGGAAACUGAGAAAAGCACCAACAACACCUUUUACAAGGAAAAUGUUGAACUUGAAUGUCCAACUGGUUAUAAAUUCCACAUGGAGAAAUACCGUAACUCUGAAAAAGUUACUCUUCAAUGUGACCCGACAUAUUAUGCAGACCCAAAAGGUCCCGGCAUGUGGACAAUAGGUGGUGAAAAUCCAGGAGCUAUACCUGAAUGUCAAGAGAUUUACUGUGGACCCCCUGAUAAGAUUCAGAAUGGUGGAAUUGAGUUAGUAACUGGGGUUACAUACAACAAAGCUGCUAAAUAUUUCUGUAAUGAAGGAUUUACAAAGAACCCACUGAAUAUAAAUGCUACAUGUGGAGAGGAUGGCAAUUGGAAAAAUGUACCAACAUGUACUUCCUCCCAAUGUUCAGCAUUGAGUCAAAAUAUGCUAACUAAUGGAAAAUAUGAGAUCAUACGAGGUAAUGAAUUUACCAACAACAAUGCUGACUUUGAUACAGUUGUAGAAUUCUCAUGUAAUGAAGGAUAUGAACUGUUGGGACCAAAGUUAUCACAUUGUGAUUCACAAGGAUGGACUCAUAUUGAUAAUCCUCCAACUUGUCAAAAAAAAACCUGUCCAGUACCUCAAAUAGCAAACUCUAA
Messenger RNA from Ruditapes philippinarum (Manila clam), 2378 nucleotides. RefSeq lists its product as uncharacterized. The record is from RefSeq and is a predicted model, not a curated record. Lineage: Eukaryota; Metazoa; Mollusca; Bivalvia; Venerida; Veneridae. Gene Ontology annotation, molecular function: calcium ion binding; protein binding.